Messenger RNA from Vitis vinifera (wine grape), 1972 nucleotides. RefSeq names its product solute carrier family 40 member 1. Gene Ontology annotation, biological process: iron ion transmembrane transport. The record is from RefSeq and is a predicted model, not a curated record. Bases 260 to 1753 code for a protein of 497 amino acids. The transcript has 9 exons. NCBI's taxonomy places the organism in Eukaryota, Viridiplantae, Streptophyta, Magnoliopsida, Vitales, Vitaceae. Gene Ontology annotation, cellular component: membrane. Gene Ontology annotation, molecular function: iron ion transmembrane transporter activity.
UUCUUUUUUUUUUUUCUUUUUUUUUAUGGGCCACCCACUUCUCUCACCUGAAGUUGCCCCUUCUCUCACUCGGGCAUCAAGAAGCCCUUUUCUGAAGUUGCCCUCCGGACGAGAGAAUCCUAAAAAAGGACCCAUUUUCCUCUGCCACUCUCCAUCCUCGCAGACUAAAGAAGCAUGGUCACUACACUCACCACCAUCAUGAAGGAGAGACCACCAUCAUCAUAAAGGUUGAACAAAGCGGAUAGAAGAAGAACCUCAAAUGGAAGGAGACAUGAGGACGAGGGAGCCACUUCCUGAUCCCAAAGAAGAAGAAGAAGAAGAACAGCAACCUGCUCAGCCCCCUCUCUUGCCGUCAUCUCUCAUCAUAUAUCUGUAUGUUGGCCAUUUUUUGGCUAGAUGGGGUGCCAGAAUGUGGGAGUUUUCUGUUGGUUUGUACAUGAUCAAUAUAUGGCCCAACUCUUUGCUACUUGCUGCUGUUUAUGGUGUGGUGGAGUCUGCUUCUACUGCUUUCCUUGGUCCUAGCAUUGGACAGUGGUUGGAUAGAUUAACAUAUGUAAAGGUUCUCCAACUUUGGUUGUGGACACAAAAUCUCUCUUUUGUGGUUGCUGGGGCUGCAGUGGUAGGAUUACUGUUCUUCUCAAGCUUGAAGCAUACCAAUUUGGCAGCUUUCAUCACUAUUGUCGCAUUAACCAAUAUCUCUGGAGCUGUCGGUGUGCUCUCCACUCUUGCCGGUUCCAUCUUGAUCGAAAGAGAGUGGGUAGUGGUGAUGUCAGAAGGGCACCCUCCUGAUGUACUGACAAGGAUGAACUCAGUAUUAAGACGGAUUGAUUUAACCUGCAAGUUAUUUGCUCCUGUAGUUACUGGCUUCAUUAUCAGCUUUGUAUCAUUGAAAGCAUCUGCUAUGACUUUGGCAAUCUGGAACACUGUAUCUGUCUGGUUGCAGUAUUGGCUUCUAAUGUCUGUAUAUAAUGGAAUUCCAGCAUUAAGAGAAAGCAACCAGAAAAGGACCUCUAAAAUUGCAGAGAGAUCAGCAGGGGAGAGUACAUCUGCUUGUCAAGGGGUAAAUAGCUCACCCUUGGCAGAUAACAGCUGGAAAAGAAAAAUGAUUAAAUGCGUUUGGAAGGUCCUCUGUAUUUCUGCAUGGAAUGUGUACUUACGGCAAGAUGUGGUGCUUUCAGGAGUAGCUCUAGCAUUACUGUAUUUUACUGUUCUCAGCUUUGGGACUUUGAUGACAGUUGCCCUGCAAUGGGAAGGUAUUCCUGCAUAUGUUAUCGGAAUAGCACGAGGAAUAAGCGCUGCAAUUGGAAUAGCUGCAACAUUUGUGUACCCAAUCUUACAAUCUCACAUCUCAACUCUUCGAACUGGACUUUGGUCCAUCUGGUCUCAGUGGGCCUUCCUCCUAUUAUGUGUUGCUUCAAUAUGGAUCCAUAACCAUAUCAUAUCAGCAUAUUUGCCAAUGGUUGGAGUGGCAACUUCCCGUCUGGGAUUGUGGAUGUUUGACUUGUCUGUCACCCAACAAAUGCAGGAUGGUGUUCCUGAAUCUGAUCGUUGUGUCGUGGGAGGCGUUCAAAACUCGCUCCAGUCUUAUUUAGAUUUGAUGGCUUAUGUCAUGGGAAUAAUUAUAUCGAAUCCACAGGACUUCUGGAAGUUGACAUUGUUAUCCUUUUCUGCUGUAACGGUGGCUGCUCUACUCUACACUUUACAUACAUACCGUGUCCGCAAGCAUCUCUUUCAUUUUGAGAAGCUGCUGUGAAGGAUUCAGUGGCUUCUAAGAUAAUAUUUAGGAAACAAAAAUGGCUGAAUGAGUUGUGUUCUCUGUAGCAACAUUCAUUGGGUCUUGGUCCUUUAACUGGCCAAGUGGGUGAUAUGAAACAUAUGUAUAAUAUAUCCUAACGUUAUGCCACAUCCAUAUGCAUAAUAGCAGAUGAAGUUGGCUGCCCUUUUUGCCUUUUAAUCUGUUCUUUUUUAUAUU